CCAUUUCUUUAUCUCCGCCGACCCCAGAAGAAAACCCUAACUGCUGAUUUCAGUAUAUAAGAAACUCAAGCGGCCACGCGGGUUUCUCUUAGUUGCCGCAGCUCUUUCUUCUCCGCCUUUCAGACAGACACAACAACAAUCAUGACCAAGAGAACUAAGAAGGCCGGUAUUGUUGGAAAGUAUGGUACAAGAUAUGGGGCUAGUUUGAGGAAGCAAAUUAAGAAGAUGGAAGUCAGUCAACACAGCAAAUACUUCUGUGAGUUCUGUGGAAAGUAUGCAGUGAAGAGGAAGGCCGUUGGAAUUUGGGGCUGCAAGGACUGCGGGAAAGUCAAAGCUGGAGGUGCUUACACAUUGAACACUGCUAGUGCGGUGACCGUGAGGAGCACCAUUCGGAGGCUGAGAGAGCAAACAGAGAGCUAAGUCUUGUAGUGCUGUUUUAGGAUAUUGGAAUCUAUGUUCUAGUUGAAGACUAGGAUCAUUUUUGCUCAUGAUUAUCAUUUCUAUAUUUGAAGCACUAAAUGUGCAAUGGGGAAUUAUUUGAUCAAAUUUUUUAAUCUUGACGACUUUUUGAUUUUAACCCAUAAUUUUAGGUAAUGGUUAUUAAUUUGAUGAAGUGUGUUUGCUGCCC
Carica papaya (papaya) is the source of this 628-nucleotide messenger RNA. RefSeq names its product large ribosomal subunit protein eL43. Gene Ontology annotation, biological process: translation. The record is from RefSeq and is a predicted model, not a curated record. Lineage: Eukaryota; Viridiplantae; Streptophyta; Magnoliopsida; Brassicales; Caricaceae. Gene Ontology annotation, cellular component: ribosome. Gene Ontology annotation, molecular function: structural constituent of ribosome.